Lasiosphaeria miniovina is the source of this 1323-nucleotide messenger RNA. RefSeq names its product amidase signature domain-containing protein. Lineage: Eukaryota; Fungi; Ascomycota; Sordariomycetes; Sordariales; Lasiosphaeriaceae. The coding region runs from base 1 to 1323 and encodes 440 amino acids. The record is from RefSeq and is a predicted model, not a curated record. The transcript has 8 exons.
AUGCACGUGGUUGGGGGCGUCUUACCGUCCCUGGGCUGGGGGAUCCUCACGGCCGUCCAGAUCACUACCGCUUUCUGUAAGGCGGCAGCCAUCGCCCACCAGAUCGCUCUGGAAAGAGCAAAAUACCUCGAUGAGCACUUCGCUACCAAGAAGGUCACCAUCGGGCCUCUGCACGGCCUCCCUAUCAGCCUCAAGGACCAAUUCCACGUAAAGGGCGUCGACACCACCAUGGGUUACGUCGGCUGGAUCGGCAGCAAUCUCGGCAUCGCGGACCCGAGCCAGGCGCACCAGGUCAAGAGCCAUAUCACAACCGACCUCCUCUCGCUCGGAGCCGACUGCAAGACCAGCCCACCACAACCUCCGUGCGGCGGCUCCUCGGGCGGCGAGGGCGCCCUGCUUACCCUCGGCGGCAGCUCGCUCGGUGUAGCCACCAAUAUUAGCGGAUCGGUGUGCAACCCAGCCGCCUUCAACAGCGUCUUCGGCCUCAAGCCCACGCCCGAGCACCUGUCAUACCGUGACGCCGCCAACACUAACCCCGGCCAGAACACGUACCGCUCCGCCGUCGGCUUUCUCCACCUCGCUCAUGGGGCUGCAGCUGGCCCUGCGCUCGACCCUCUCUGCUCAGCCUUGGCUCCGGGAUCCGGCCAUCGUGCCCAUCCCCUUCCGCCAGCAUGUCGUGGAAGAACGGACGGCAUAAUGCGUCCGCAUCCUCCCAUCCACAGGGGCCUGAAAAUGGUCGCCGAGGCUGUGAAGCAGGCUGGCCACGUGGUGGACUGGACGCCCCCUGCGCACUCUAGGGCCGUCGCCAUACAUCUCGACCUCACCGGCGAGCCCCUGCUCCAGCCAAAGGCCGUUCUCCGCCCGCCCUCCAGCCUGCUCGAGUAUCAGGCGGCGACGCUCGAGGGCCUGGCGUACGAGUUCGAGUAUUCCGACUACUGGAACUCGACCGCGAACGAGGAUGCGGAAAACAACACAGGCCAAGUCGUCGACGCCGUCAUCAUGCCGGUAGCUCCACACGCUGCCGUCAUCCCCGGCAAGUUCUACCACACUGCCAUCAACGUGCUCAACUACAGCUCCACCGUCAUCCCCGUCACCAAGGCGGACAUGCACCUCGACGCGGGCUCCGGCUCCGGCUUGUCGUCGUCGUACGAGCCGCUGAGCCCAAUCGGCAAACUCAACUGGGACGCCAACGAUGCCGAGAAAUACUACGGCGGGCUCGUCGGCGUGCAGGCUGUGGCGCGCAAAUUCGAGGAGGAGAAGGUGCUCGCCAUUGCGGGUAUCGUGGCGGCGGCGCUGCGGGCGUAUGAUGGGGGUAGGGGGUAA